GCUUUUUCACUGAUUCCGCUUCCGGUUUGUGCAGGAAGACAUUCCCCUCAAAGAUUCAGUAGCGUCCGACGCUUUUCUGUCGUUUUGCGCUACAAUUUUUUCUGAUUUCGGUGGAGGAUUUAAUCUCAAAAUCCACCGCCAGCAUGAAACUCGUCAGGUUUUUGAUGAAACUGAGUCAUGAAACUGUCACUAUUGAGCUGAAGAAUGGCACACAGGUCCAUGGCACUGUUACAGGUGUGGAUGUCAGUAUGAACACUCACCUCAAAGCUGUGAAGAUGACCCUCAAAAACAGAGAGCCCACUCAGCUGGAGUCUCUCAGCAUCCGUGGCAACAACAUCCGCUACUUCAUCCUUCCCGACAGUCUUCCACUGGACACGCUGCUGGUCGACAUCGAGCCCAAAGUCAAGUCAAAGAAGAGAGAGGCUGCGGCUGGCCGCGCUCGAGGAAGAGGACGGGGUCGAGGCCGAGGAAGAGGACGCGGACGCGGCGGGCCCAGGAGAUAAACCUCUCGAGCCACUGUACAUUUGUGUGCUUUGUACAGCAAUUAUUUUCUAUUUUCAUUUGGAAAAUAUUUAGUUUCUCGAUUGUUUGAAUUUUGUACAUUAAAUUCAUUUCUUUUGAAAACUG
Molecule: messenger RNA, 627 nt
Organism: Carassius auratus (goldfish)
Lineage: Eukaryota; Metazoa; Chordata; Actinopteri; Cypriniformes; Cyprinidae
Gene: snrpd1
Product: small nuclear ribonucleoprotein D1 polypeptide
Exons: 4
Coding region: 144-503 (119 amino acids)
Biological process (GO): spliceosomal snRNP assembly; RNA processing
Molecular function (GO): RNA binding
Source: RefSeq, a predicted model, not a curated record